Messenger RNA from Sorex araneus (European shrew), 7028 nucleotides. It is a transcript of the gene SYNJ2, whose product is annotated as synaptojanin 2. The transcript is spliced from 27 exons. Gene Ontology annotation, molecular function: nucleic acid binding; phosphatidylinositol-4,5-bisphosphate 5-phosphatase activity. NCBI's taxonomy places the organism in Eukaryota, Metazoa, Chordata, Mammalia, Eulipotyphla, Soricidae. The record is from RefSeq and is a predicted model, not a curated record. Gene Ontology annotation, biological process: phosphatidylinositol dephosphorylation; synaptic vesicle endocytosis; brain development. The coding region runs from base 17 to 4255 and encodes 1412 amino acids. Gene Ontology annotation, cellular component: perinuclear region of cytoplasm; presynapse.
GCAGGCGGCGGCGCCCAUGGCGCUCAGCAAGGGGCUGCGGCUGCUGGCGCGGCUGGACGCGGCCGGGGACUGCAGCGUCCUGCUGGAGGCGCGCGGCCGCGGGGACUGCCUGCUCUUCGAGGCGGGCGCGGUGGCCACGCUGGCCCCCGAGGAGAAGGACGUGAUCAGGGGCCAGUAUGAGAAGCUCGCCGACGCCUACGGCUGCCUGGGGGAGCUCAGGCUGAGGGCCGGCGCCACGCAGCUGAGCUUCCUGGUGCUGGUGACGGGCUGCACGUCGGUGGGCCGCGUGCCCGAGGCGGAGAUCUUCAAGGUCACGGCCACCGACUUCUUCCCGCUCCAGGGCGAGGCGCGGGAGGACGAGCGCCUGGCGGCCCUGAGGAAGAUCCUCAACUCGGGCGUCUUCUACUUCGCGUGGCCCAGCGAGGGCUCGUGCUUCGACCUCACGGUGCGCGCCCAGAAGCAGGGAGACGGCGCGGACGAGUGGGGGAACUCCUUCUUCUGGAACCAGCUGCUGCACGUGCCGCUGCGGCGCCAGCAGGUGAGCUGCUGCGACUGGCUGCUGAAGGUCAUCUGCGGGGUGGUGGCCAUCCGCACCGUGUACGCGGCGCACCGCCAGGCCAAGGCCUGCCUCAUCUCCCGCAUCAGCUGCGAGCGCGCCGGCGCCCGCUUCCACACGCGCGGCGUCAACGACGAUGGCCACGUGUCCAACUUCGUGGAGACCGAGCAGACCAUUUACAUGGAUGAUGGAGUUUCGUCCUUUGUCCAGCUCCGAGGCUCCGUCCCGUUGUUCUGGGAGCAGCCAGGCCUCCAGGUCGGUUCCCAUCAUCUGAGACUCAACCGAGGCCUGGAAGCCAACGCCCCCGCCUUCGACAGGCACAUGGUGCUCCUGAAGGAGCAGUACGGGCAGCAAGUGGUGGUCAACCUGCUGGGCAGCAGGGGCGGCGAGGACGUCCUCAACAGGGCCUUCAAGAAGUUGCUCUGGGCGUCCUGCCACGCCGGCGACACGCCUAUGAUCAACUUUGACUUCCACCAGCUGGCCAAAGGCGGGAAGCCCGAGAAGCUGGGGAGCCUGCUGGGGCCCCAGCUCCAGCUGCACUGCCAGGACUUUGGCGUGUUCGCCAGGGCCGAGCACGGGAGCCCACGCUUCCAGAAGGGCACCCUGCGGGUGAACUGCCUGGACUGCCUGGACCGGACCAACACAGUGCAGAGCUUCAUUGCCCUCGAGGUCCUGCAUCUGCAGCUCGAGAGCCUGGGGCUGGACUCAAAGCCCAUUGCAGAGCGCUUCGCUGAGUCCUUCAGAGCCAUGUGGUCCCUGAACGGGCACAGCCUGAGCAAGAUGUUCACGGGCAGCCGGGCCCUGGAGGGGAAGGCCAAGGUGGGCAAGCUGAAGGACGGGGCCCGCUCCGUGUCGCGCACCAUCCAGUCCAACUUCUUCGACGGGGUGAAGCAGGAGGCCAUCAAGCUGCUGUUGGUGGGGGACGUAUACCCGGAGGACGCAGCCGACAAGGGCAAGAUGCUCCUCGACAACGCUUCGCUGCUGGUGACCCCCCAGAUCCUGAAGGCCAUGUCAGAGCGCCAGGCAGAGUUCACCCACUUCAGGCGCACGCGCAUUGCCAUGGGCACGUGGAACGUCAACGGCGGGAAGCAGUUCCGCAGCAACCUGCUGGGCACGGCCGAGCUGACCGACUGGCUGCUGGACACGCCCGCACUGGCCGGAGCCACAGAGUCACAGGAUGACGGCAGCCCUGCUGACAUCUUUGCUGUGGGCUUCGAGGAGAUGGUGGAGCUGAGCGCCGGGAAUAUCGUCAACGCCAGCACCACCAACCGGAAGAUGUGGGGCGAGCAGCUUCAGAAAGCCAUCUCGCGCUCUCAUAGGUACAUUCUCUUGACUUCGGCACAGCUGGUGGGCGUCUGUCUGUAUAUCUUUGUGCGUCCGUACCAUGUCCCCUUCAUCAGGGAGGUGGCGAUCGACACGGUGAAGACGGGCAUGGGCGGAAAGGCCGGCAACAAGGGGGCCGUGGGCAUCCGCUUCCAGUUCCACAGCACCAGCUUCUGCUUCGUGUGCAGCCACCUGACGGCCGGGCAGUCGCAGGUGAAGGAGCGGAACGAGGACUACCGGGAGAUCACGCAGAAGCUCAGCUUCCCCAUGGGGAGAAACAUUUUUUCUCACGAUUACGUGUUCUGGUGCGGCGACUUCAACUACCGCAUCGACCUCACUUACGAGGAAGUCUUCUACUUUGUGAAGCGCCAAGACUGGAAGAAACUACUGGAAUUUGACCAGCUGCAGCUGCAGAAAGCAAACGGAAAAAUUUUUAAAGACUUUCACGAAGGCGCCAUCAACUUUGGACCCACCUACAAGUAUGACGUCGGCUCGGCCGCGUACGACACGAGCGACAAGUGCCGCACCCCGGCCUGGACCGACAGGGUGCUGUGGUGGAGGAAGCGGCUCCCUUCCGACCGCACCGCUGCAGAACUGAACCUGCUGGACAGAGACCUUGAUGCUGACCCCAGUGUCCAGCACAGCUGGUCCCCCGGCGUCCUCAAGUACUACGGCCGCGCCGAGCUGCAGGCGUCCGACCACAGACCCGUGCUGGCCGUCGUGGAGGUGGAGGUGCAGGAGGUGGACGAGAGCGCGCGUGACCGGGUGCUCCAGGAAGUGUCCUCCUCCCAGGGGCCCCUGGACGCCACCGUCGUGGUCGACCUGCAGUCUCCGGGCUCGGAGGAGAAGGACGAGUUCCCAGAAGACGUGCGGGCCGAGCUCUUGGAGACCCUGGGCAGCCACGGCACCAUCGUCCUGGUCAGGAUCAACCAAGGGCGGAUGCUGGUGACGUUUGCCGACAGCCACUCGGCGCUGAGUGUCCUGGGAGCGGACGGCAUGAAGGUGAAAGGCAGAGCCGUGAAGAUCCGCCCCAAGACCAAGGACUGGCUGCAGGCCCAGGUGGUCCGGCGGCGGCGGGAGAGCACUGCCUCCAUGUCACCCACGGCCGGGUCCCGGUUGCUGGAGGAGAGCUUCGACUUCACGAGCCUGGACUACGAGUCGGAGGGGGAUAUUCUCGAGGACGACGAGGACGACCUGGGCGACGAGCUGGGUCUGCCGGUGGCCCAAGACGGCGAGCUAGGCAGGGACGAGCCCCCCCAGGCCCCAGGCUGUGUGGCCCCCCUGGGCGGCAGGCCCCCAGCGCUGGCCGCGACACAGCCGACGUACAAAGAUGACGCGGACCUGGCGGUGUUAAAGUGGGAGCCGGAAGCGUCUGGGGAGCCCCGUCACCGUUCUCCGAGUAGGUCUCUGUCCGUCCCCGGCAGGCCCCGGCCAGCUCCCCCGCCGCAGAGACCCCCCCCUCCAACUGGCUUCGUGGUGAAAAAGUCAGCCUCGGACGCGUCCAUCUCGUCGGGCACGCAGGGGCAGUAUUCCAUUCUGCAGACGGCCAGGCUGCUGCCCGGAGCGCCUCAGCAGGCGCCCAAAGCCAGGGCCGGCAUCAGCAAGCCGUACAACGUCAAGCAGAUCAAAACCACCAACGCCGAGGAAGCCGAGAUGGCCAUCCGCUGCCUCCUGGAGGCCAGAGGAGGAGAAGCCCCGAGUGCCACAGUCUCCAAACCGGAGGCCCCCCCGGCGCUGCCCCGCCGGCCGGCACCCAGAGUCCCGGCGCUCAGGAAACCCACGUUGCGAAGGACCGGGAAGCCCCCGUCGCCUGAGGAGCCCUCCGCAGAGGCGCCCGUCCGGUUCACAGUCGGGCCCCCGGAGACCAGCCUCGACUUGCCCCCCGCGGCUGCCGCCCUUCCCGUCCCCAAGCCAAGGACACUGCAGCCUGGGAAGGGGGCGGAGAGGAGGCCAGAGCGUGUCCCUCUGGACGUCCCACCCCCCGUGCCCCCCAGGAGGAAGAAGUCGGCCCCGGCCGCCUUCCACCUGCAGGCCCUGCAGAGCAGCCCACGGCUCCUCGACAUGCUCUCCUGCAGCGACGGGACCCCCGCCCAGAGCGACUCCACGACCCCCGACCCCACACCUGACAGCCCCCCGGAGACGGCGUCGGAGGCAGCCUCUGCGCCUGGCCGGCAUCAGGAUCCCUUCUGGAACCUUCUCCAGCAGCCUCGCCUCCCCGUGGACUCCGAGCCCAAGGGCGCAAGGAGCCUCCCCAGGGCACUGGCGGCCCCGCUGCAGGACACGGCCCCCGCAGACACCGAGCGGCCCCGGGAGACGGUCAGCGACGAGGACCGGAGGACAGUGCUGCAGGCCUUCGACCCGCUGACGGAGACAUGACAGAGACAAGCGUCCGUGCGGGCCCCGGGGCUCCUGGCCUCCCCUCAUCCAAAGACAUGUCUGCCUGAUGGACGCUGACGGCACCUUGUCACCGCCGCUGUGCCCUGCGCACGGAGAUGAAUGUCCAGCCAUCCUAUCCAGCCAGCUCCAACCAGCUCCAGCCAGCUCCAACCAGAUCCAGCGCUGUCCCCAGACUUGUGCUUCCCCUGGGGCAGGCCCCCGGGUGGGACUCAGUGUGUGUGGACUGGUUGCAGGCGAAGGGGUCAAGCUGAUGAGGAAGAUCCAAGAUCUUGUCUCCUGUUGGCUUUUAAAAGACCGUUUGAUGGUGUGUGUGUGUGUGUGUGUGUGUGUGUGUGUGCGUGCGUGUGUGUGCGUGUGUGCGCGCGCGUGCGCGCACGCACGCCCGUGUGCUGUGGCUUUUUGCGUCUGCUCCACUGGUGUACAGAUUUGGAAGUGCAUUUGGAGGCCCGCAUGCACAUGGCUGCCAGGUCAGGGCUACACUCACAGGUUGGGUGGGUGGGUGGGACCAGCUAGCGCUGUACCUGCUGGUCCUCCCGGGGUACACGGAGGUUAGCCAGUGACUGUGCCCCUGAGCACUGCACCCGCUGUUCUGAGCAUCCAGCGCUCGCUCGCCCUGACCUGCCACUGGCUACAGGUGCCUGAGCCGGAUCUUAGAGCUUAGAACCCGGGGGUUCCUCUCCGCCCGAGUCUGGGUCUUCCCAAACCAGCUUUUAGACAGUGUUCCCUCCUCAGCCACCCUCCUGGAUCCGUUCUUCCCUUCUGUUCCAAACCCUGUGAAAGCACAAAGUGUGAAGGCCAGAGCUAGAGUACGGUGGGUGCUGUAUGGCACCUGCCUGGCAGUUUGAGCUGCAGCACCUUGUAUGGUCCCCCGGGCACUGCCAGGGGUAAUUCCUGAAUGCAGAGCCAAGAGGGACUCCUGAGCAUUGCUCAUGCACCCCCCUUCCAAAAUGAAAAAGCACCAAAUGUGAAACCUCACACCGGCACCUACUAUUGGGUCUCCUUAUUAGGACAAGAAGAGUAUUUGUGCCGCCUCUCUCCCCGGCGGGGGCUACCACGUGACUCCAGGGAUAAGGACCCACCAGACAGUGUUUGUGUGUGUGUGAGGUUUGCUUUUCGCCUGUACGUUUUCCUAGAUGUUCCCCACACGUCUUCUUGCCCACUUGAUCCUGUACAAAGACAUCGCUAAAAUGUUGGCCAUGCUUCCACGGUCUGGGCCCAGAAGGCACUGGGAGAAGAUUGCGUGCUUUCUCUGGCACAGUUUGACGAGUCACAUGCCCUGUGUGGCGUGCUCCUGCACCAGGUCACACGACAGUAAUUCUGUCCCACCCUCCCGCCCCGUGUGACCAGAUGCUCCAGGAACGAUGCUAACUGUCCCGGUGGGCCAUUUCUCACCAUCACUGUUCUGGGCCGACUGUGAGUCUGGGACUCCAGCCCCAGUCACACCCUGGAUGCCGUCCAAUCUGAAAACUGGCUUUUAAGGAAAAGUUGUUUAUUAGCUAGCAUGUGGAACGGGUCCUGGGCACGGCUCACCCCUGCCCCCCACCUUGUACCUGAAAGACUGUUCUCUGGCCUUCGCUGAUGAAGACACCUGUCAUGCAUGAAGACCCAAUGUCAUUUUUAACAGGCACCAAGGUCAAGAACAGCAGCUUCCAAAGGGCCCAGGGAGGAGCACGGCGAGGGGGCACUCAGCUUGCCCCGUUGCUGUCUGUGCCAGGAACCACAUUGAUGUUGGGGGAGCAAGUGGGCAUGGAACUGACGGUUCCUGGGCCCCUGGUUCACACACAUGCAAACACACAUACACAUGCAUGCAUACACAUAUACACAUGCAAACACAUACAUGCAUGCUCACACACAUGCACACACACACACCUCUCUUUCUCCCGUAAAAGGAAGUAAAUCUAGAGGCCAGUAUUUGUGCCCACAGGUCCAGAGAUCUGGGGCAAAGGGACACCAUGCCCGUGGCUGGCAUCGCGGGCAGUGAUGGUCACUGUCUUUGGCCCAGCUGGGUCGUGUCCAGAGAACUGAAUUUCAGGCACAAUCGCUGUGCGUCGCACGGGGGGCACUCAGGAAUGCGACAGAGUUCGUACUCCAUGGCAUGUGACCCCUUGAGGGGCAGGGCUGAGCAGAGACAGCAGUGCGUAUUUGGUCAGUGAUGUGAUAGGUGACACGUGAAGUUCUAGAAAUAAAGAGAACCACUAGCAUUGCCUUAUGUUUUCCCAGUCAUUGCUUGGCUAUAGGUAGAUUUCUGAGGGCUGCCAAGGCAGUGGGCAUGGCCAGGACUCUGAGCUGAGCUUGGUCUAGGAUUUCCCCCAUGUGGGCCUUUGCACUGCCAUCCUUGACCCUCAGCCCUUUGCACUGCCAUCCCCAACCCACCCCCGGGCGCCGCCUUCUCUACAGGCAGCAUUUUGCUGCCGAGUGUUUCAGCCACUUCAAUAAUGUGCGGGUAAUGUGCACCCGCCUCGGCCACCCGACUCAUAUUUCCUUUGACAGCCCCGUCGUCUUGCCCUAUUUUGUUGUUCAUUGUCCUAGUAAAUGCACCUAUGCAGACAGUGCCUGUGGAUGUUUGGGAAGACUUAAUAAAAAAUUUGCCGCGUCUGCCGUGCUGUGAAGCAGCAGCACAGGGACAGAAGGCAACAACGCUAUUUAUUGGGCAACUCGCAAUGAAUAAAGACCCUCGAUGUUUGUUUGAAGUGUGACCAUGUAUACAGAUGUUGUGAAAAUACCUAUUAAAUGUUUUGUCUUUUUUUAAAAA